Molecule: messenger RNA, 3063 nt
Organism: Mytilus trossulus (common blue mussel)
Lineage: Eukaryota; Metazoa; Mollusca; Bivalvia; Mytilida; Mytilidae
Product: procollagen galactosyltransferase 1-like
Exons: 15
Coding region: 30-1853 (607 amino acids)
Molecular function (GO): procollagen galactosyltransferase activity
Source: RefSeq, a predicted model, not a curated record
GUCCCUAAUCGGUAUCAGAACUUUGGAAGAUGGAGAAGCUGACGUGUCGCUGUAUAUCCUUACUUUUCUUGCUUAGCACAACCUUGCUAGCUGUAAAUAGUGAUUCAGAAGAUAGCAAUGAAUAUUUACAACCUACUGUGACGAUUGCGAUUUUGAUAAGGAAUAAAGCCCACGUUCUCCCUUGGUUCUUUGGUCAUCUUGAGAAUUUGAAUUAUCCCAAAAAUAGAAUCUCUUUGUGGAUAAGAAGUGACCACAAUGUGGAUGACUCCAAUAGAAUAUUAAGAGAUUGGUUAGCUGCUGUAGAAGACCAGUACCAUUCUGUUAAUCUUAGAAUUGAUACUAAUACUCAAGGGUUUGAUGAAGAAACUGGACCAUGUGACUGGACAGAUGAGAGGUUUGCACAUGUGAUUGAUCUCAGACAUCAAGCAUUAGAGGCUUCAAGAGAGAACUGGUCAGAUUACUUAUUUAUGUUGGAUGCAGAUGUUAUUUUAGAAAACAAAGAAACCUUGUCCUUGUUAGUUCAGGCAGAUAAGAUAAUAGUUGGACCAAUGUUAAAUGCCAGUUAUGGACAAGUAUAUUCUAACUUUUGGGGAGGAAUGACAGAUGAGGGGUAUUACAGGAGAGUACCAGAGUAUUUUGAGAUUGUAGAUAGAAAGACUUUAGGUUGUUUUCCUGUUCCCAUGGUACAUACAGCUUUAUUGAUUGACAUGCAUAGAUCUGUGUCACCACAGUUUACAUAUAAAGCUCAUGAAGGAUAUAAGGGCCCUAAAGAUGAUAUUAUUAUAUUUGCACACUCAGUGAAAAAUGCUGAUAUAUCCAUGCACAUAUUGAAUACAGAAUAUUUUGGAACGGUGAUGAUACCAUUAGACGAACACAAUACACUACAAGAUGACAGUGAUCAGUUUACUUAUAUCAAAUUAGAAGCUAGAGAUGCCAACCAUGUUGACGAGGUUUUCACAGGAAGAAAGUUUCCAGUUGAUAGACCAGGUUUAAUAAAGACCCCACAUGUGUUUAUUGAGUAUCCUGAACCAGAUAAACUAGGGUUUGAUCAGGUGUAUAUGAUUAACCUUUUAAGACGACCAGAGAGAAGACAGAGAAUGUUAGAUGCCUUUAAAGAAUUAGGAAUUCAAGCUAAAAUAAUUGAUGCUGUAGAUGGAAAACAAUUAAAUGACACAUAUUUGGACCAGCUUGGAAUUGAAAUGCUACCAGGAUUCCUAGAUCCUUAUGGCAAAAGACCAUUAACAAUGGGUGAAAUUGGAUGUUUUCUGAGUCAUUAUUUUAUAUGGAAAGAUAUAGAGGCUCAAGGCUAUGAGAAUGUGAUUAUAUUUGAAGAUGAUGUUAGAUUUGAACCAUACUUUAAAACAAAGUUGAAAAGAAUGAUGGCUGAUGUAGAGAGGACUGUUCCUAAUUGGGAUUUAAUAUACGUGGGACGUAAGAGACUUUACCAUAAACAGGAGCAAUAUGUAGAAGGAACAACUUCACUGGUAUGGCCUAGUUACUCAUACUGGACACUAAGUUAUAUCAUUUCUGAUAGAGGAGUUAAAAAAUUACUUAAACAGAAUCCUUUGACCAAGAUGGUACCAGUUGAUGAGUUUUUACCCAUCAUGUUUGAUAAACACCCAACAACUGAAUGGAAAGACAAUUUUUCACCGAGAGAUUUGGUUGGUUUGUCAUCUGACCCACUUUUAGCACACCCGACACAUUAUACAGGAGAACCAAACUAUUUCUCCGACACUGAAGAGUCUGUUGUUAUACAAGCUGAUAAUGCAGAAAAUAACAAAAUGGGUGAUGUUCAAUUUAAAGUACCGGCAAAUGAGGCUACGACGGAGCAAAGUUCGAAAGAUGAAUUAUGAUUUAUGUACCAUUGUAGUUCCUGUUUACUUUACCUCUGCAAUAUUUAGAUAUUUAGUGCCAUAUUAAGACCAUUUUGUAAUUAGACUUACUUAAAAUUGUACUUCAAAUUGUCAUAGCGCCAUAAGUAGUAAAAGUCCCAUAUUUUUCUAGCAGCAUUAGCAAGUGCCAUUUGCAUGACAUGACAAUGAAAUAUUACAAAUCUGUAGUUAAGUGCAAUACAGUUGUAGAUAUAUUAUAUUUUUGAUAUAGACAAUUGAAUAUUACAAACAGCUUUUUAAAAUUUUAAGUUGAAGUCCAAAACAAUUUUAGCUAUCCAAUAUUUACUAAUUUUAAACAUUUACAAAUAUGUAUAUAGGGUAUAACUUUGACCUUUCCAUUGGAACAAGUUUUGAUAUUUUACACAAUUGACCAAUGAGGAAGGUUAGGUAUGACUUUUGAAGCAUUAGCUUAACCCUUUGAACAUAGAUUUGACCUUUAGUUAUCAUGAAAAAAUGGAAUUACUAAUUUUAAACAUAUACAAAUAUUUAUAUAGGGUAUAACUUUUGCUCAGUCUGAUUUAGUCUCCAGUGGAACAAGUUUUGCUUUUUACACAAUAGACCAAGGAGACAGAUUAAGUUUGACUUUUGAAAAUUUGAUUUUAACCAUUUAAAUAUAAAUCUGACCUUUUAUUACCAUGAAAAGAUGGAUGAUAAUGUACCAAUUUGCUUUUUUAAAAUGUUUCAUAUCUUUUAACAUUUUUACCAAAACAUAUAGUUUACCGUUCACGUGCCCCUUUAUUAUCUGAAAGAUUGAGAGUAAACAGUUUUAUAGAUUAUUUUUUUUUAAAGAAGUUUGAUAUAUUUUAAAAUAUUUGACAUUUAUAGUUAAUACAUAUUGUUUUCUGAACAAUAAUAACUGUCUCUUUUAUAGUCUUAAACUUGCAUAUCACAACAUCAUUAGCUCUUUUUAAGUAAGGUCCACCUUGACAUCUAAAUUGUUCUAAAAUUAUAACCAUAAACAUGUAGAAUUCAGGUAUGUGGACUUCAUGGGAAGAUGCAGGGAGUUGGCAUUAAGAAUAAGGCCACCACCCCUUUGAUUGGAACAUACAUAUUUUUUUCAGUUUGCAAUUGUCAAAAAAAAAAUUGAUUGGCUCUGCUUCUCUAUUUAUAUUCUUUUUUUCUGGAAUAACACACCCUUUCAAAAAUCCCAUAUCUGCUGCUUAACUUUGUU